This is a messenger RNA of Cyprinodon variegatus (sheepshead minnow), 1817 nucleotides long. Its product is annotated as UNC93-like protein MFSD11. NCBI's taxonomy places the organism in Eukaryota, Metazoa, Chordata, Actinopteri, Cyprinodontiformes, Cyprinodontidae. The record is from RefSeq and is a predicted model, not a curated record. Bases 374 to 1714 code for a protein of 446 amino acids. The transcript is spliced from 13 exons.
UGAGGCGAACGGAAGAAGAAGCAAAGCCUGAAAACUGUUAGGACUGUCCGGACUGUCCUCAUGACGAAGGAAAAGUCUGAGUGAAAAAGGAAAAUGAGCGGAAAAAACUGCCUGUAAUUAAAGUCACAAGUUGUCAUGUGUGCUGUGUAUAAUAGGAAGGAAGUGUCUGUGGAGUACAGUGCGGAUCUAUUGCCUUCUGUUCGCUGCUGCUCCUCUGCUGCAUUAAACUGGAACUAAACUGUAACUGAACUUUUAGAAAAUGGAGACGUUUGGGUCCUCAGGGGAUCCUCUAGGAUUUUAGGUAAUUCAUCGACAGAGGAGCUUUAAAAGCGAAAAUAUAUUUUUAAAAUGUAUUAGGAGGAUAAAUAGAACUAUGGCAGACAGAAGGACUUACAACGUCGUGAUUUUGGGUGUGGGAUUUCUGUUUAUUUUCACCGCCUUCACCACCUGUGGGAACGUGGAACAAACUGUGGUGAAAAGCCUGAAAAACUCAACUUUCAGUGGUAGUGGUUACCACAGUCUAGGGAUCAUCUAUGGGGUCUUUUCAUUCUCCAAUCUGCUUGCACCAACUGUUGUCACAGUAAUUGGAGCAAAACUGACCAUGUUUUUAAGUGGCCUACUUUACAGUGGUUACAUCGCAGUAUUCAUCAUGCCCUCUACUUGGUCAUUUUACCUGACAUCUGUUCUCAUCGGCGUAGGAGCAGCCUUGCUCUGGACGGCUCAGGGGUCCUUUCUGGUGGAAAACUCAGAAGCUUCCACUAUCAACAGGAACACCGGGAUGUUUUGGGCUCUUCUACAGUGCAGUAUGCUGUUUGGGAAUCUUUACAUUUACCUGGACUGGAAUGGAAAAUCUGAAAUAUCAGAGAGCAGCAGGAGGAACAUUUUUCUGUUCCUGUUGGUCGCUUCCAUUCUUGGCACUCUUAGCUUCUUGGUGUUGAGGACGAGCCACCAUGAAGAGGAAAUGCUGUCUGAAGAGGAAGGGCAGUCGCUGCUCUCAACUCGUACAAUGUACAAGAACAGGGCAAACACUGCCUUGCAGGAUACCAAGACUGAAUUCCAAACGAUCCUGCAGCUAUUGAAGACUAAAACUAUAAUACUUCUGAGUCCCUGCAUGGUAUACAGUGGACUUGAGCUGUCUUUCUACAGUGGAGUGUAUGGAACGUGCAUUGGAGCAACUGCUCACUUUGGAGAAGCAGCCAAAGGCUUGAUUGGCAUCUCUGGGAUUGUGGUGGGAAUCGGAGAAAUAGUAGGUGGAGGUCUGUUUGGACUAUUGUGCAAAAACAGUCGCUUCAGACGGACCUCAGUGGUGUUUCUGGGAAUGGUUGUCCAUUUUAUUGCUUCCUACUUGAUUUUCCUAAACAUCCCAGAGGAUGCGCCUGUCGUCUUUGAAUCCACCACCCAGAAAAAUCCAUUUCUAAGUCCAAGUGCAUCCAUUGCCCUGUUGUGCUCUUUCCUGCUUGGACUUGGAGAUAGUUGCUUUAACACGCAGCUCUACAGCAUAUUGGGUUAUGUUUACGCCGAACAAAGCAUGCCUGCUUUCGCCAUCUUUAAAUUCAUCCAGUCUGUGAGUGCAGCAGUGGCGUUCUUCUACAGCGGCUACCUUCUGCUGACGUGGCAGCUCCUGCUUCUGGUCCUCCUGGGUUUUAUUGGAACUCUCUGCUUCUUCGUAGUUGAGAGGAUGCAGGACUACUCCAUGGAUUCACAGGAUUAUUGAACAACAGGAGAUUGUGAUCAUAACCAUUUGUGUCCUGGAAACAAUUAUCCUGAAACAGUCCUGUAUUUUUAUAUUUAAUAAUGUAUUAUUCUAAUAAAGCAAU